Messenger RNA from Malassezia japonica, 4695 nucleotides. RefSeq names its product oxalate--CoA ligase. Gene Ontology annotation, cellular component: transcription factor TFIIIC complex. Bases 1 to 4695 code for a protein of 1564 amino acids. Gene Ontology annotation, biological process: 5S class rRNA transcription by RNA polymerase III; transcription initiation at RNA polymerase III promoter. The record is from RefSeq and is a predicted model, not a curated record. Gene Ontology annotation, molecular function: DNA binding. Lineage: Eukaryota; Fungi; Basidiomycota; Malasseziomycetes; Malasseziales; Malasseziaceae. The transcript is spliced from 3 exons.
AUGCUGGCGCGGCUGCUCGCGCACUGCGUCGAGCAGAUCGCCCUGGACGGCGAGCAGGGUUCGGAUGUAGAGCGCGUGUUCCAGUUUGUAGCCGAGUGCCUCGCGCGCGCGAAUGUCGGCGCGGUCCUCGACGCGCCGUACCGUGCCUAUGUUUGGGACGCGCUCCUCGCGCAUCCCCACGUCUCGCUCGGCGUCGAGGAGGCGGCGCACGCCAAGAGCGCGAAGCGCACAUCGGUGCUAGGAAAGUCGAGCGAGGUGCCGGUGCCGCGCAGAGUGGACAAUGCGCCGCUCGCAGAGGCGCAGGCCAAGUACCGCGACGCGCUCCGCGUCCUGGUCGACGCACCGAUCGUGCGUGCAAAGCUCACCGGCGCGCGCGACGCGUCGUUCCUGUCCGCCGCCGCGUACCACGUCCUGCAGCACGUCAGCCGCGCGCGCGCGGCGGGCCUCACGGUCGUCGCCCUCGGCGCGGCGACGCACUAUGACCAAAAGACGGUCUACUACCUCGUCAAGGCGCUGCUCGAGCGCGAUCUUGUCGCCAAGUUUUCUGCGCCGGAAAUGGGGCACGUCUCCAACUACAUCGUGUGCAAGGCCUAUCUGGCCGACAAUCCCCAAUGGCGCGCGCAGCAGGACGCACUCGGAGCGGACAGCGACGGGGUGGGCGAGCCGACGUACGUCGACGUCGACCGCCUCGCGAUCGAGAAACACGAAAGCGACGACGACGACGAGCCGAUGUCGGAUAUGGCCGUCGCUGGCGACACGGCCCACGAGCACGAGAUGCUCGCGUACCCGCUGCUCUCCGACGAGCAGAGCCGCGUGUGGCUGCACUCGCGACAGGACCUCCUUCGCGUACGCCUGUACAAAAUGCUGCUGCGCUCGCGCGCCCACAUGACGCCGCGGCGCAUGCUCGCCCUGCGCCUGGGGCUGCGGCCCGUGCAAGGCAGCAAGCGCGCCUUGAUCGCCUUUCUCAACCGGUACAUUGCCGCGGGCUACGUCGAGCGCGUGCGCGUGCAAAUGAGCGGCGCCUCGCCGCUGUACCUGCGCGCCACGCCACACGGCCUCGCGACCGCGUUUGGGGAGCAGGACGCGGCGGGGGACGCGGCGCAGCACGGCCUUGAUGCGUGGCGCAUCGAGCGCGAAGCGACCAUUGAGCAGCAGCUCAUCGCAUACAUAUACGCGGCCGGCAACAAGGGGUGCACGCUGCACGACCUCGCCGAGCAUUUUCACGCCUCGACCGACAUGAAGCGCAUCAUUGAACAGAUCCUCGCGCGGACGACCGCACCGCCGUACACGCCCUAUACCAUCUGCGCGCCUUUUGAGCAGGAAGGACGCGAGCGGCGUGUGCGGUACUAUGCAUUUGCGGGGUUCCAGGCACGGUGCAAGAGCGACGGCGUGGACCUCGCGACGGGCCUCGGCCUCGCCCCCGGCUCGCACGUCCCGAUCGCACCGGCGACCGUACCGCCCCGCCUGCCUGGCGAGGCGCUGUUUGCCGACAAGGCCGCGUACCGUGCGGCACUCGACGGGAUGCAGCGCCGCGAGCUUGGGUUUUUCCGCGACGUCGAGGGGCCGGUCGCGCUGCACAAGCGCAAGUUUGGCAACGUCGAUCCGGCUACCGGCCAGGCCAAGCGUGGCCGGCCACGCAAGGUGCCCAAGGCCGAGCCCGACGAGGCGCCGCCGCCGCCGCCGGCGGUGGCGCCUGCGCCUGCGCCUGCGCUGCCCGAAGUGGUGCCUAGUGCGGCGCCGAGCGCAUGGUCGCAGCUGCAGCCGGCCGCGCCGCGUGCCGAUGCGCGGCGUACGAACCUGAGCACGUUCCACCGCAGUGCGCUGCUGCUCGAUGUCGUCGAGCGGGCCGGAGGUGCGGUCGACGAGCUCGAUGUGCCGCGGAUGCUGAAAGAACAAGGCACGACGUCGACCGACCUGUCCGACCGCACGACGCGGUCCAAGGUCAUCAAGGAAGCCGUCCAGCGUGGGCUCCUGCGCACGACCAAGGUCCAGCGCGAAGUCGGCGACGUGCACCGCCAGCGCACGAUCCUCUACGUGCCGACGUUGAGCGACAGUGCGCUGCAGCAGCAUGUGCGCGACGUUGUGGAAGGGCACACGGCGCGCGGCACGAUCAAGCAUGCCGACGUGUCUGCCGCCGACGCCGGCCUCGCUGCCGUGCCGUCGUCUCUGCCGUGGGCGUCGGAGCGCAGCGCUGAUGAGCUCCUCGACGACCCGUCGACGCGCGAGGCAUUUGCGCGCCUCUCGCACGUCCUGCGCCCCUUUUACGGCUUCUUUCACGGAGCGGCCGUGCGCCUGCGCCUCUUUCACGGCGCGGCGCUCGCGGCGCACGCGGACCCGCUGCUGCUGGACUAUUUUUGGACCGCGUGCCCCCUCUGGACGUACGUCGCGCUGGUUCCGGUCAAGCUGCGCACACGCACGGUGGUCAAGGCGGUGCUCGGCGCACAGAGCCGCACGAUGCCUGUGCGCGAGCUGCCCGAGCCGGUCGCGCAGCGCCUCGGCCUGCGCCGCAUCAAGGCGCACGCCACGCGCUUCCAAAGCUAUGCCGAGCAGCUCGUCGCGCUCGGCUGCGCGGCGCGCGACCGCGACGCGUACCGCCUGACGAACCCGACGCUAGGCGAUACGACGUACGACGUGCACACGCCCGACGGCUUUGACGCGUACUGGCGCGCGCUCCACGAGACCUAUGCGCGGGAAGACGGUCCCGAGGCGCCGCUCGGGAUCCUGCACGCGCGCCACGCGUGGCAGGACUCGUUUGUGCUGCGGCGGCCGCAGAAGCUGUUUCUGCGCCGCUUUGUGCAGCAUGCGCCUGACGACGCGCUGAUCGACCGCCUGGCGCAUGCGUGCCUUGCGCCCCGCGACGCGGUCGCCGCGUACUUUGCUGCGCCGCGCGCCGCGCGCCCCGCCGACGUCCUCUCGCACAAGGUCGCGCUCCGGCGCGCGCAGCGCGAGAGCGAGUUUGACGCGAUGCUCGCCGCGGAGCAGGCCGAGCACGCGGUGCCCGAGGAGCGCCGCGAGGCCGUUGCGCACCUCAUUGCGCAGCACAAGCGACGGUACCUGCACGGGCGCGAGGCGCUCGCGCCUGCCGAGCUGCAGGCGCGGCUGCGCACGACCUUUUCGGCGCGCCCGCCGAGGCGUGUGCGGCGCACGGUGCCGCGCACGCGCAGCGCCAUGGCGUGGACGCCCGAGCGCCAGGAGCUGCUGCGCGACGCGUACAUUGUCCUGCGCGAGCGGCACCAUCAUGCGGGCGGCGUGCCCGACUACUCUGCGCUGCUCCAGCUCACGCCCGGCGGGCAGGAGAGUGCGUGGACGACGUGGCGCGUGCGUCUCAAGCAGCUGAUGCACUCGCGCACCGAGCAGGUCUCGCUGCGCCUGCUGGAGCGUGCCUGGGCGCCGCUCGUGGCGGCUGCGCGCGCGAGCGGCGCUCUGGACGACCCCCACUUUCCGCACAUGACGUCGCUCGAUCUCGGCGCGCACGUUGCGUACCUGCGCGCGCACCUCGACAAGGGCGCGGUGCUUGCGGCGCACGCGGACGCGGCGAAGCACGUCACACUGCCGCUGCGCCUCGGCGACGAGGCGGCGCUGUGGGUGCCGCUCGUGCCCCGCACCUCGCUUGCGCUCCCCAGCGAGAACAUGCCGAUGGUGCACCGCUUGCAGGCGCAGCGUGUGCGGCCUCUGAGCUGGGCGACCUUUUCCAGCACCGAGCACGCGCCGGACGGCGGCGGCUGUGCGCGUGCGGCGGUGCGCAUGCUGGUGCACGCCGACGCUGGCGCGGUGCAGCACCUCGCGGCGACGCUCGGCGAGCAGGCGGUCGACGCGGCGAUCGCGCAGCUGGUCGCGGAGCGCGUCGUGCGUGUCGCCGGCGAGCGCAACGGGCGUGUGCAGCUCGUCUUUACCGAAGAGUGCAUGCGCGCGCUGCAGGAGCCGUACCUGCUCGCGACGAUGCGCGACGCGCAACACGCCGCGCGCCGCCUCUUUGAGGCGGGCCGUGCGACGGCGCACCCCGCGGCGACCGACGGGGAGACCGCGGCGUGGAUCAGUCUGAUGGACGCCGGCGCGGUGCGUGCGACGCUCGAUAUGGCGCCGCUGCACGAGCUGCGCAAGCGGACGCAGCUCAAUGCGCGUACGCUCGACGACGUCGAGACCGAGUGUGCGGUGCAUCUCGCGGCCGCGGGCGAGAUGCGCGUCCACGCCGAGGUGUCGCCCGUGCCGUGGCCCGCGCCGUGCGGGUCGUUUGCGUGUGCGGACGACCCCCGCGGCGUGCCUGUCGCGAGGCUCGCGCCCGACGAGCUCGCCGCUGCCGACGGCGCGCUGGCGGCGGGCGCCGCGUACGCCGUGGGCUACGACGCCCCCCGGAUUGUCGCGGCGGCGCACCUGUCCGCGUGGACACUGCCCGGCGCCGACGGCCGCUUUUUGCCGUGUGCGUGGCGCGACAUGGACGGUGCGCUGCGCCACGAUGUGUGGGCGCAGCGUGUGCAGCUCGUCCAGAGCUGGGUCACGUCGCGCCCCGGCCUCUCGCUGGCGCACCUUGCGCUGCAGCUGCGCCCCGCCGUCGACCGCCUCGAGCUGCUGGAGCUGGUGCGUGGGCUGCAGCAUGCCGGUGUCGUGCGCGUGCGCGCCCCGCACCCCCUUGGCCUUGCGCCCGACGAGGCGACGGCGCUGGACGUCGGCGCGUGUGCGUGGUUUGCCGUAGUGUAA